This is a messenger RNA of Colossoma macropomum (tambaqui), 3244 nucleotides long. It is a transcript of the gene ccdc15, whose product is annotated as coiled-coil domain containing 15. Bases 248 to 1717 code for a protein of 489 amino acids. The record is from RefSeq and is a predicted model, not a curated record. Gene Ontology annotation, cellular component: centrosome. The transcript has 10 exons. NCBI's taxonomy places the organism in Eukaryota, Metazoa, Chordata, Actinopteri, Characiformes, Serrasalmidae.
GCGAUGCUGGUGGCGUCACUGUCAACAAAGUUUCGAAUCAGUUAGAGCGGCGAAAAAUCAUUGAAACGGUUUUAGAUGUUCACCAGUUCAAAUGACCCGAGAGACACAUUCACUGCUCGGAGGCUUCAGUGAGGUUACAGUGAUGUGUUUGACACAUUAAGGAAGGAUAAGCGCUGAUCUUCAGCGUGAGCCUGUUUGGAAGUCAGUUAGCUCAGAGAGAUGGCGGCUCAGUUUUAACUACAGCAGCAUGAGUGAGCAGAGACUCGCCAGAAGAAGCGAAAAGAGCCUAAAGAGUCGAGUUAAAGAUGGAGGGAAGACGCUGAGCUCAAGAAAGACAAGAGAAAUCAAGGUUUUGGCAGAAAGGAACCCGCCUGUGGUCCCAGUGGGAGCCUGGGUGGAGACUGGAGCCGAGAGGCAGGAGCACCCAGCGGUUCUUGCCAGGCUCACUGAAGAGGUCCAUGAAGAGGUGCGCAGGGAGAAGGAGGAGAGCCUGCAGCGUUUUCAGGAUGCAGUGCGCAAGCGAGUGUCCCGACAGGCCCAGCUUCACAAGCAACAGCAGCUACAGAGGUCUUAUGAAAUGGCUGAGAGGGAGGGCAGAGUAGUCCAACAAAGCAGUGAUGCAGCCCAGCGCCUUACGCCUCGGAAGAGCCUGUUCCCAUCAUGGCCACAGGGGGAGCUAGCCAUCUGCAGCCUCAACACACGCUCAGUUACAACUCAAGAGUUCCCCAGCGCUGAAACUGCUAAUCAGCACACCCACCAGCUUAGCAGAGUGAUGAAGCAGGUGAGACUCCGACUGGCUGCCUGUCAAACUGUACGAGAGGGAGAGGAGCUAUCAGAGCUGCCGGGGGGAAUAUGGAAAGUGUCUCCAACAAGAGAUAAGCCGGUAUUACGAGUGAGGAAAGUAAUAGAGGAUGAGAAAGAGGAAGAUGAAGACGAUCAAGAAAACCAAGCUGGACUUGGAGAGGAAGAAGAGAUUCUGUUAGCAGGGCAGCACGAUCGUCCAUUUCACAGUAGCAAAACAGUCACUUUUCAGAAUGAUGCGGUGUGUGGGGGGUUGGUGAAAGAGCCACAUCCCACAAGCACCAAAAGUGACUACAGAUCCACUCAGGUGCUGUGGCCAGGAGAGGAUGAAGAGGAGCUAAAGAGACAGAGACAGUCUCAGUUCCUCAUGUAUCGUCGCCUCUUUAUGGACAUUGAGCGGGAGCAGGUCAAGGAGCACCAGCGACAAAGGAAACACCUGAGAAGAAUUGCAAGAAUUAAAGCAGAGAAAGAACGACAGAGGAGCGAGGAGGAGAGCCGAAUGGAGCAUGUGAGGCAGCAGGAGGAGAGCAGGAGGGAGGUGGCCGAGAGGGAGCGCCUCAUUCUGGAACAGCUUAGGCUGGAGGCAGAGGAGUAUGAGGAGGAGGUGAAGAGGAGCGAGAGAGCGAAGAAGGUCAAAGAGAACACAAGGUACAUUGAGGCCUUGCGGGCUCAGAUGAAGGAGAAGCUGGAGCAGGAGAAAGUGGAGCUUCCCCCUCUCUGCUGCUGUGGGGACAGCUUCUGGGACUCGCACCCUGACACCUGCGCUAACAACUGCGUCUUCUACAACAAUCCUAAAGCCUAUGCUCAGGCCCUGCACUCUGUCCUGCUGAGCUGUGACCUGACCGAAGGCAGCACAAGCCACAGGAGCACCACGUGGAGAAUCGCCUCCAUGCAUGCACAGUCGCCUCGGAAGUGACCCCAUUCACUGACCUCAGUCCUUUUCCUCACACUGACCCUGUGCCAGGUUCACAGACAGUAGAAUCACAAUAACACAAUGCUUUACAAAUACCUCAGCAUCAGUUUGUUUACUUUGUCUGGAUUUUGGGACAUGGGCAUCAUAUUCGAAACAAACAGUGGAAUCCAAAUUUUUUCAUGUGAAUUUUUUGUGAAAUUCGCAAAACUGAAUGUCUUAAUGUGCUAUAAUGUGAAGAGAGAGAUGACAGUAUUCACAUAUAAAUGACACAUCAAACACCCUGUUCUCUCUGCACGCUCUCAUUCAGGACAAACGUUAUGCAAAUGAGCUUGUGUCAACCCCAAAGUCAAGCUACACACUGAUAUUUAAGACUCGAACACACCGAGGUGGAAAUAUAACGGAUGAAAAGCAAUAAAUGUAUAUAAAAGGCAUUAUUGCAUUAGUUUUUUUUUAUUAUUAUAAAACUUUUGAAAACCAAUAUUCACUCUGGGCCUCCAAAUUUUUAUGUUUUAGCGGGAACCCCCCAAAGCUGCCAACAGUUGGUAAGGGAAGCGAUUUAGCUCACUGCAAUAAAAUGAAAAAUGAAACCUACUUGAAAAAAUAAAUAAAUAAAAUAGAACACAAAAUAAUUUUUUUAAUUGUUUUUGUAAUUAUUGUUAGCUGUUGCAGUUAAACAAUCACCCCCACUUUCUCGGACCCUGAUGUGUUUAUCAGGCUUUUCCCAUUAUAACAUGAUUACGCUUACAGAAAGAGGAGAAUCAAGAUGCAUGUGGUUGCCUGGAUUUAAAUAAAAAAAAAACUGGCGAAAAAAUCAAUUUACGUGAUUUUCCACUUACCCCAGAUGUAGUUGAUCAGGCGAGACAUGUUUGUUGUCAACAUUUUGCUUUUUUAGUUUUGAACUGGAGCUACGAGGCCUAUGUUUCUAAUAAAUACUGGAAGUAAAUAGUCACCCAAACUGUUUCCACAAAUACAUCCCCAAAACUUCUCUUAACCCACUCAGACUGCAUCCAGGUCCUUAUUCAGGUUGCGCAGACAAGUUGAUUUAGUCUAUUUAGACUCAUUUUGAACUACAAAAAUGAACAACUUCUCUGUAGCUAAAAAAGGGGCAACCAUUUAGGAUAACCACAGUCACUUUUUUUCCUGAGCACAAUUUGGGAUCAUUCUAUGAAGACAACAAAGGCACUAACUGACACACUGUGUAGUCUUGAAGUUGUGUUUGGUGUUUCCUAGGAAUUUUUGUGUUAAUUAUUGUGUUUCUUUUUGGUUUUACAGUGAAGUGAGAUGUUCAUGCUAAAGCUAAUGUUUGUGAUAUAAUUAUUGUGUAAUUGUGACUUUGUGUAUUUUGAGAAAUCUAUUUGAUGCAUCGUUGAUUGUACAAAGUUUUGGUAAUAAAACCUGCUCACAAUGUAAAAAGUGUGUGAUUUUUUUCGCCUCAAAUAAAAUGAAUAGGUAUUGAUUGUUUCCAUUAUCUGUUGUUUUCUAUAGUCAUCUACUGUCAUUAUCUUUCAAGUCAUUAUGGCCAUUCCUUCC